UCCAAAGCAGGAACGCAAACAGAAGCCUGCGACCGCCGCGUGCACCGUGCCAACAAGCUCGCCGGCAGAACGAUGCACGGCGGCUCCUCCUCCACCACGGCGGCUACGGCCACGCCCGAUGAUGCACGAUGGAGAGUUCGAUUUGCUACGGAUCUGGUGACCGCGCGCCGCGUCACGCUCGACGACGGCGAGCUAUGGCUGCGCGGGGACGCCCUCCGGAUCGUGCUGCUCGACGCAAGGGGACACGCGGUGGACGCUCGCUACCUUCGCCCUGGGCUUCAGCAAGGGGAGGACGCCAAGGAUCAUCGUUCCGAAGCCGAGAUGAUCAGAACUGGCACGAUGAAGCUGAUGAAGGUGUGCGGCGCUAUCAAGCAACCAAUCCAGGGUGCUUGAAGAAAGAAGACAGGCGCGCAACCCCGAUGCUGGAUUCUCUUGGCGAGAUUACUAUAUAAAUGCUAGACUUUGUUGCUGGGUUCUGAUACUUGUUCUUGAGCUUUUGUGAUUGUAAUAGGUUAGAUGUUAUGAUGUGCUACCAGGAUUUUGCCCCAUGGUACUCGUUUCGAUGGCGAGCGAGUAUGGUGGGUUUUUUGGUAGUGCUUGAACUCGCUUUACUUCUUUCCCUCCUCCUGAC
Molecule: messenger RNA, 631 nt
Organism: Triticum dicoccoides
Lineage: Eukaryota; Viridiplantae; Streptophyta; Magnoliopsida; Poales; Poaceae
Exons: 2
Coding region: 73-393 (106 amino acids)
Source: RefSeq, a predicted model, not a curated record